Messenger RNA from Trichophyton rubrum CBS 118892, 1194 nucleotides. RefSeq names its product AGC/PDK1 protein kinase. Lineage: Eukaryota; Fungi; Ascomycota; Eurotiomycetes; Onygenales; Arthrodermataceae. The record is from RefSeq and is a predicted model, not a curated record. The transcript has 2 exons. Gene Ontology annotation, biological process: intracellular signal transduction; peptidyl-serine phosphorylation. The coding region runs from base 1 to 1194 and encodes 397 amino acids. Gene Ontology annotation, molecular function: ATP binding; protein serine/threonine kinase activity.
AUGGAUGGAGAUCUGAGCCUUUCUCAGUCCCUCGGCGGGCUACGCAUCGCCAAUCCGGACAAUGCCUCUACAAAUACCUCAGAGGGCCCCUCGAGCUCCUCCCUGAAAUUGUCUUCCAUGGGCCAAGAUGCUCCUGGAGCUCUAGCUUCCCCUGAACAGUCCCAGCAUGGCAAUCGAUUAGUAGAGACUGGUCCAAGCCCCGCGCAGCAAGCAUCAGCCUCGAAUGCAAAUCUCCACGAUUACUCGAGAAACUCGCCGUCGCAGCUCCCGUCCAACGUACAACUCAACAUGUCUCAUCAUCCCAGCCGUCAAUCGGUCUGUCUUCCGCCCAACCACCAACCCUCUCCGCGUGGUGAACCCUACCGCCUUCGAACGGAUUCAUCCGUGUCUGCUACAGAAUACCCGUCCAGGAUCGACUCUCGUGGUGGUUCUGCAGCUCUCCAGGCCGGCGUCCUUCCUCGAGACGAAGGACACACCGAUAGAUCCUAUGCACCAACAAAGGUCUUCCGUGGCGGUGCUCCCUUACCGCCUAGACAGAGUUCCCGCAGAGCUCCGAGCACAUCUAUACCUGCUGUCUCAGCCUCUUAUGGCAACGAAAAUGCUCCCCUUCAUAGCUCGGAGGAAUGGCAGGAGCGUGGAGCUGCAGUGGGCGUGCAGCAGGAGAUCGAUGCAAAUGGAAAGCCAGUUGCGAGAUAUGUGAAAAAGGGAGUCAGAGAUUUUGUGUUCGGCCGCACCCUCGGUGAGGGCUCUUACAGUCAGGUUGUUGCCGCCACGGACCGCCAGACCCUCAAGGAAUAUGCCAUCAAGAUCCUUGAUAAACGACACAUAAUAAAGGAGAAGAAGGUCAAAUACGUAAACAUCGAGAAGGAUACACUGAAUCGCCUGACCGAUCACCCUGGAGUUGUCCGGCUAUACUACACCUUUCAGGAUGAGCGAUCGUUAUACUUCGUGCUCGAUCUUGCAGGGAGUGGCGAACUCCUUGGCGUUCUUAAACGGAUGGGCACCUUUGAUGAAGAAUGCACAAGGUUCUAUGGAGCUCAGAUUUUGGAUACCAUUGGAUACAUGCACCGGCGUGGAGUUAUCCACAGAGAUCUUAAGCCAGAAAAUGUUCUUUUGACACCAGAUGCACGUAAGAUUACCGACUUUGGGACAGCGAAGAUCCUCAGCAUGCCUUCCCCCAAAGAAGGAGGCUAA